UGUCACACCAGGACACCGUUAAGAGGAUUGCACUCGCUUCCUUUUGAACUGCUCCGGGAAGGGAUUAGACUUUCACUUGUCGACGAAAAAACGUAGAAAAUUAGUGCCUUUCACCGGAGCGGGUCCUGAAUACUGGAGACUCAUGACAAUCCAGCAGUGCAUAUGCCAGAUAUGUACCUGUGGGAAACAUCACUGCCCACAGCAGCCAAAUGUAGAGGAGAAUUUAGUCCCCACUGGCUGCCUACUCACUGAGUACCAGGAGAAUUUCCUCGCUCACUGUACCACAGCCACCUGUGCUGCUACAAAACCACAGAAUGAGUGGAAGCCACUGGAGGGAAAGAUGGAAAACACAACCACAUUCAGACGGGACUAUAUGCCUCAUAAAGUGACCAGAAGGUCUACCAGAGCAGCAAAGCUUUAUGUUCCUCCUGAUGGUACCAUGAUGUUGACCAGCACAUAUUCAGAGGACUACAAAAAACAUCCUGUACAGCAGCACAUGGUGAACAAGCAAACUAGGGAAUACUCCCCUCCAACUACCAAGAUGGUGGCUACGUCCCUAUACAAAGAGGAAUUUAAGCCAUGGUCUUUAGAGAGAUGCCAGCCCUUCAGAACCAAUGAUAACCUGACAGUGAAUCAAGACAAGUUUGUGACCACCACCAAGGGCCUUCCCACAGAGGUACCUAAACCCAUAAAGGCAAAAGAGGCUUGGGGGGGUAACUGUGCCCCGUUUCAGGCUACCACAGAGUUCCGUGACCAGUACAAACCCUGGUCCCUGCAACUAAAACAGGCACACAAAGUAGAGAAUUACAGACCUCCAGUAGGUAGUAUGGACUUCCUUUCAACUACACAUGCAGACUAUGUGCUGCAUGAGUACCAACAAGUUCAACAUGUUCGGCCACCUAUCAGUGCCUGGGAAAAGGACAAGGAACCAUUCCAGGGAAAGUCGGUCAUGAAAGAAGACUACAGGGCAUGGGACAUGGUAUGUCAACCACACAUGAAAGAGACGGUCAAGUCAUUAGGAGCCUCUGAAAAUACCUCCUUCAGAUCCCAGCAUAGACGCAAGUCUAAUACCUUCAUGCAUGUGCCUAUUCAGAAUGCACCAAGUCAUAGACCAAUGUCAAAGGACUCGUACAUAGGGAAGCCACUAGGACUCUGCCCUGCCAGUUUUGCAGAGCCACCAGGUUUUGAGUACACCUGCAGCAAAGCAGGACAUAGGCUAUAUCGCACCAUCUCAGUGGGAGAUGUUUCAUUGGCUCAAGAGAUAACAGGCAAAAGCUUGCCGCCUUCCCAGCGGCGAAAGGUCUGUCCAGGUAGGGCCAAAGACAGGAGAGCUCAUUAG
Molecule: messenger RNA, 1339 nt
Organism: Colossoma macropomum (tambaqui)
Lineage: Eukaryota; Metazoa; Chordata; Actinopteri; Characiformes; Serrasalmidae
Product: stabilizer of axonemal microtubules 2-like
Exons: 4
Coding region: 143-1339 (398 amino acids)
Biological process (GO): microtubule anchoring
Cellular component (GO): sperm flagellum; axonemal microtubule; ciliary basal body
Molecular function (GO): microtubule binding
Source: RefSeq, a predicted model, not a curated record